ACGAGCUGGAACAAAUAUGGAGCAGAAAUGGAUAGAGAAGGUACUGAAGGGCCAGGCCAAGCGUUUUUUGUUUGGACAUUCCGCUGCUCUUUUGAGGAUACUUGCAAAGGAAGGAAACACGUAUGACUUAUUUCUGGAAUGGGCAGAACGUUAUGGAUCCGUGUACAGGAUUAACAUGUUGCACUACGUACGAGUGUUCACCACCAGCCCAGAGGCCACCAAGGAAGUCCUGAUGUCCUCAAAGUAUCACAAAGACAUCCUCCUCCACACAAGACUCUUCAAUCUGUUUGGUGAAAGGUUCUUAGGUAAUGGGCUGCUAACGGCCAGGGACCAUGAACAGUGGUAUAAACAACGACGCGUCUUGGACCCCGCCUUCAGCAGCCUGUAUCUGCGCAGUCUGAUCGGGACGUUCAACGAGGCAGCAGAGAUGCUGACCACCAAACUGUCAGAGAUCGCCGACAGAAAAGCUCAGGAUGACGUGCGGCAACUCAUCAGCCGCGUCACCUUAGACGUCAUCGUCAAGGUUGCCUUUGGCGUGGAUUUGGAGCUGCUGGAGAACGCUUCGACCUUCCCCAAGGCCAUCGAUACGUGUCUUAGAGGGUUGCUGUACAACCUGCGCAGCACCUUCUUUCAGCUCUACCCCAAGAACUGGGCCUUUGUCAAGGAGGUGAGGGAAGCUUGCAAGCUGCUGCGCUCCACCGGCGCCCAGUGGAUCCACAACAGGAAGGUGGCCAUUGAGAGCGGCAGAGACGUGCCUAAAGACAUCCUCACGCAAAUCAUCAAGACGGUCCGCAUAGAGGGAAGCAUGACCAAAGAAGACGAAGAGUUCAUGCUGGACAAUUUUGUCACCUUCUUCAUCGCGGGACAGGAAACCACGGCUAACCAGCUGGCUUUCUGCAUCAUGGAGCUAGCUAGACAUCCUGACAUCCUGGACAAAGCCAAGAAGGAGGUGGACGACGUCAUUGGGAUGAAACGUGACAUCAGCUACGACGAUCUCGGCAAGCUAGUUUACCUUUCACAGGUUCUAAAAGAGACUUUAAGGUUGUACCCAACAGCUCCAGCAACAGUCCGCCAUCUCCCCAAUGACAUAGUCAUCGACGGCAUCCACGUACCAGCAGGCGCCAUUGCCCUCUUCAGCUCCUACGUGUCCAGUAGAAUGGCCAAGUUCUUCAAGGAUCCGCUGGAAUUUAACCCUGACCGCUUUCACCCCGAUGCUCCCAAGCCUUUUUACUGCUACUACCCCUUUUCCCUGGGCCCGCGUGCCUGCCUUGGAAAGAGCUUUGCUGAGAUGGAGGCCAAAGUGGUGAUGGCCAAGAUUCUGCAGAGGUUUGACUUCACCCUGAUGCCGAACCAGAGCUUUGACAUCCUGGAUGUGGGCACCCUGAAGCCCAAGAGUCGGGUGGUGUGCUCCAUCAGACACAGGAAGCAAAGUGCAUGAAUACAGCAGGAGGCAGGUUCACCAAGAUGCAAAGAAAGGAAAAAUUUAUUGUAGUUUAUGCUCUUGGUGAGGGUUGUGGUCAACAUCGCAAUUAACUUAGCGGGAUUGUAAUCAAAGUCAAUUUUAUUCUUUCUUUAAUUUCCCUUUAUUGUCAGCUUGCAACCAAUCAAAAACACUUAAAGCUUAAAAUUGACUUUAUAGUGAACAUAAUAUUUUCUUCUCUCACUUAAAUCUUAAUUGAGCAAACCUUUUUCAUCAAUUCAUGCCCUUGAAUGAAUUAUUUGCACAUA
This is a messenger RNA of Dunckerocampus dactyliophorus (ringed pipefish), 1728 nucleotides long. Its product is annotated as cholesterol 24-hydroxylase-like. Lineage: Eukaryota; Metazoa; Chordata; Actinopteri; Syngnathiformes; Syngnathidae. The record is from RefSeq and is a predicted model, not a curated record. Gene Ontology annotation, molecular function: iron ion binding; cholesterol 24-hydroxylase activity; heme binding. The transcript is spliced from 15 exons. Gene Ontology annotation, biological process: cholesterol catabolic process. Bases 17 to 1438 code for a protein of 473 amino acids.